Hirsutella rhossiliensis is the source of this 996-nucleotide messenger RNA. Its product is annotated as prephenate dehydratase domain-containing protein. The record is from RefSeq and is a predicted model, not a curated record. The transcript has 4 exons. NCBI's taxonomy places the organism in Eukaryota, Fungi, Ascomycota, Sordariomycetes, Hypocreales, Ophiocordycipitaceae. Gene Ontology annotation, cellular component: cytoplasm. Gene Ontology annotation, biological process: L-phenylalanine biosynthetic process. Gene Ontology annotation, molecular function: prephenate dehydratase activity; chorismate mutase activity. The coding region runs from base 1 to 996 and encodes 331 amino acids.
AUGACAAGACCGGCAGACGGCCAAGACGCGCCUCCAGCCGACGCCGAGCGAUCAUCCCAGCCUCUGUCGCCCCUGUCCAGCGCCAUGGCCUUUAGUCUUGCCAAGCCCCCCGUGGGUUUUCUCGGCCCUGCUGCCUCGUACACGCACCAGGCCACGCUUCAGGUCUUUCCUCAAGAGAGGUGGGAGCUGCGUCCGGCAACAACCAUCACCGACGUCUUUGAUCAAGUGCAGAACCGCCAUGUCCUCAAGGGGGUUGUGCCCUUUGAAAACUCCAGCCACGGGAGUGUCGUGGUCACACUCGACAACCUCGCCGACAGAGACGGCCGCUACGAAGACAUCUCCGUCGAAGGCGAGGUCUUUGUCGACGUCAGGCACUGCCUUCUCGCGGCAGCGCCCGACUUUCAACGCAUCAAGCAGAUUCAUUCUCACCCUCAGGCCUUUGGCCAAUGCCGCAACUUCAUCUCCCAGAACCUCAAGGGCGCCGAAAUCCACGAGGUCAGCUCCACCAGCAGGGCCGCCGAGAUUGUGCGGCGAAACGGGACUGGCGCGUCUGCUGCCAUCUCCAGCAGGCUGGCGGCUAGCAUCUACGGCCUCGACGUGCUCGCCGAGUCGAUUCAAGACCGCGACGACAACGUGACGCGCUUCCUCAUCAUCCGCAACACAAAAAACCCCCCCCAGGAACCCCUCAGUGCCAACCAAUCGAAUCCUGCUGGCAACAAUGACCCCCUAGGUACCAAGUCCCUCGUAUCAUUUACGGUGCCCCACGACUCCCCGGGCGCCUUGGCCGAUGUCUUGGGCUGCUUCAAGGAGUGCGGCCUCAACCUGACGAGCAUCAACAGUCGGCCCAGUCUGCGGGCCCCCUUUCAGUACGUCUUCUUUGUCGAGCUCGGAGGCCACAGGUAUGGUCAGGAUGGCAGGGUGGAGAGUGCGCUGAGCAAGAUACGUGACGUCGCCGAGAGCUCUAGGUGGCUGGGGAGCUGGGAGACGCGCCGGUGA